AUGUUCAGACAAAGGAGAUAUUUUUGCCAAUCCAUAACUUUUUAUUAAAGGGAAUAGUACCUAAGCAAAGUGAUGAAGGAUUGCGAAGAUUGCUUUAAGUAAUUGGAUCAACAUGGCAAAUCAAUCAAGAGAGAGACCAAAGAUAUGUUCAUUAAAUUCACUUAAGGAAAGUUGUAAGAACAGAAGAAACUCUUGGAAACUGAUUCUGUUGGAGUCUUUUCAAUGGUUUUGGAUAUCAUAGAAAACCUUAUUCAUGAUAAGCCUUUGAUGUCUUAUAUUCUGACCACAAUUGAGGCAAUCAUCUCAGACAAUCAGAGAUUAUUUAAACAAUUCAUGAGAGCCUUGACUCCCCAAGUAUUACCUAAGUUAAAGCAAUUCUUAUUCCUUGAUGGAUAUGAUCCAAUGGCAUAUGAGGCAGCUGCCAAGAUUGCUACCAUGAUAAUAGCUGAAGAAGGAGGAAAUGAUGCAAAGGAAUGGGUGAUACUCUUCUUAGGAGGAAUAGGAAAUAAAUUAAAAAUUGCAGAUUUUAUGAUCAUGCCAAUUUGUGUUCAUUUCUUGAAACAUGAAGCUCUUGCGAUCCAAUUUAUUAAGAGUGGAGGAAUUAGGAUAAUAUCGAAUUUAUUAUCAAAGUAUUCAACAGAUUUAUAGAUUGCAUAUUAUACAAUUUUAGCUUUAUGGUUGCUCAGUUUUACAACUGAAUCUAUUCCAUUAUUUAGUGAUCCCACUGUUGGGUUGAUCAGAUUGAUAAUAGAAUCAGUGUAGAAGAUAUCAAGAGAGAAGAUCUUAAGAGUUUCCUUUGCCUGUUUUAGGAAUUUAGUUGAUGUGUCACCUUAAAGUAUAGAAUUAAUGGUUGAUAACGGAUUGAUCAAAGUGGUUGAUUUACUUUUGAAGGGAAAUUUAAAAGAUUAAGAUUUGAUAGAUGAUAUCAAGUAUGUUGGAGAAAUAUUAGAGAAGAAUAUGAAAAUAUUAACAUCUUUUGAGAAAUAUGUUAAGGAAUUGAAUGCUUAAAAUCUAACAUGGAGUCCAGUUCACACUGAAAAGUUUUGGAAGGAGAAUGUGAAGAAGUUUGAAGAGAAUGAUUUCUUAUUGAUUAGAAAAUUGGCAGAAAUUCUAAAAUCAAAUAACAAUCAAAAUGUGGCAGUGGCUUGUUAUGAUUUGGGAGAGUUUUGCAGAUUCCAUCCUUUUGGAAAAGUAGUGUUAGAGUAAUUGAAUGCAAAACAAGAGAUUAUGAGAUAAGCUAGAAAUGAUGAUUAAUAGAUCAGAGAACACGCUUUGUUGUCCUUAUAAAAGAUAAUGUUGCAUAAUUGGUAAGUUUGA
Messenger RNA from Paramecium tetraurelia, 1317 nucleotides. RefSeq lists its product as uncharacterized. Gene Ontology annotation, molecular function: proton-transporting ATPase activity, rotational mechanism. Lineage: Eukaryota; Ciliophora; Oligohymenophorea; Peniculida; Parameciidae. Gene Ontology annotation, biological process: proton transmembrane transport. Gene Ontology annotation, cellular component: vacuolar proton-transporting V-type ATPase, V1 domain. The record is from RefSeq and is a predicted model, not a curated record. The transcript is spliced from 8 exons.